AGCUACCGUUUCCGUUGGCCGCUUUAUUCAGAUGGACCUUUCCGGUUGAAAUGUUGUUUCGCUACGCUUACUAAUUAUCUGUUUUUAUUUGGCAACUAGAGGGCUAAAUUAACUCUACAAAUGAAUAUGUUAUUUCAUUUGUAAGGGGACUGUCCCCAUGAUAACUUCCUAACUUGUUAGUUUAAAGUUGUCAAUAACUUACUGCAUACAUGGCUACUACUGUACGAGCAGCUCCACUCCGGAUCCUGUGCAUUCACGGUUACCGACAGAGCGGCGUCUCGUUUCGUGAGAAGACAGGAGCACUACGGAAGCUCUUAAAGAAGCAUGUGGAGCUGGUUUACAUGAACGCGCCUCACUUUGUACAACUAACCGGCGAUGGCCAAGGGCAGGAAAAUGGGGCGGUUCCCGGAAGUGAUGAGUCGCCCAGGGGAUGGUGGUUUUCUGACACCCAGGCUCGGAGCUUCGACGCCAGGCAGCAGUGUCAGGCGAGUUUAGGGCUUGAGGAGAGUGUGGAAGCUGUGAGGGUGGCAGUGAGGAGCAUGGGACCGUUUGACGGCGUUCUGGGUUUCAGCCAGGGUGCCGCUCUAGUCGCCAUGCUCUGUUCUCUACAGGAGCACAAUCAAGAACCACAUCUCCAAUUCCGCUUUGCCAUCCUUGUGGCUGGUUUCCGGAGUGCUUGUACAGAACACCAGCAGUUCUAUGACGCCCAUGCUCCCCUUGUCAUCCCGUCCUUGCAUGUCUUUGGACUGGAAGACCAAGUCAUUCCUGAUAGGCUGAGCCGGGAACUCCUACCCAUGUUCCAGGAGCCUAGGGUUUUGACUCAUCCCGGUGGCCAUUUUGUGCCGGCCACCUCGGCACACAGACAGACCUACAAGGAGUUUCUCGAGAGGUUUUAGAAGGGGAAAGAGACGUGUUAACUAGAGGUUCUAGAGUUCGGUGGCUGAAUGAGCCACACCUAAUCAUACAUAGAAAACAAGGCACUUAUCUGAAUGACCUUAGGUCUUCUUGUGUAUUCCGAGUUGAUGUUAAAACAUUUUAAUUUAAAGCAGCUGAUGUUAUACAGUGUUGACUUCCUAAAGUGCUUUUAACUGUUUAAGUAUUAGUUUGGAGAAAAACAGCAAGCCACUCUCAUGUCACUCAGGGACAGCACUACUGUAUCAUUCUCAGGGCCUCAAGCUAACGUUGAAAUAAAUAGCUAAAACCCAA
Molecule: messenger RNA, 1206 nt
Organism: Esox lucius (northern pike)
Lineage: Eukaryota; Metazoa; Chordata; Actinopteri; Esociformes; Esocidae
Gene: ovca2
Product: OVCA2 serine hydrolase domain containing
Exons: 2
Coding region: 210-896 (228 amino acids)
Biological process (GO): response to retinoic acid
Cellular component (GO): cytoplasm; nucleus
Source: RefSeq, a predicted model, not a curated record